AUGGCUUCCCAGCCACCAAAAUCAUAUCCACGCGCUCAAGCAUAUCCCGAAUCGCAUACUCGCAUUAGCCGCGAUGUGGUUUUUGAUCGCAUCUACCUACUCCUCGCAGACAACCUGCCCACACGGUGGACUCAAAAUCCCGAAGCUCUGGUUCAUGUUUCUAAGAGCAUGGCCAACGUUGUCAUUCGCAGUGGUCAAUAUGGUGACUUUGGUCCAUACGGCCUUGCUUCCCUCAAACAGAUUUCUGUUGAUAUUGGGCACGAAGGCAUAUACCACUACAUGUGUCUAGCAGUACAUCCGAGUUAUGGUGAUGUUCGAGUCAUUUUUAGGGGCGAUCCAUGUGAGCGUGAAGGCAAAGAUCCGAUCAUCCAUCAUGACGUGAUGGCGCUAUGUAGGAAAGGGUUUGACAGGGCAGCUAACAGAUUGCUCGCGGAUAUCAUCUCACAGAUCCCUAGGAAGCGUCCCGCUAAGUAG
This is a messenger RNA of Bipolaris oryzae ATCC 44560, 474 nucleotides long. RefSeq lists its product as uncharacterized. The transcript has 2 exons. Bases 1 to 474 code for a protein of 157 amino acids. NCBI's taxonomy places the organism in Eukaryota, Fungi, Ascomycota, Dothideomycetes, Pleosporales, Pleosporaceae. The record is from RefSeq and is a predicted model, not a curated record.